Molecule: messenger RNA, 3246 nt
Organism: Pangasianodon hypophthalmus (striped catfish)
Lineage: Eukaryota; Metazoa; Chordata; Actinopteri; Siluriformes; Pangasiidae
Gene: nufip1
Product: nuclear FMR1 interacting protein 1
Biological process (GO): box C/D snoRNP assembly
Cellular component (GO): nucleus
Molecular function (GO): RNA binding
Source: RefSeq, a predicted model, not a curated record
CAUGGACAGCCUGAAGAUCAUUGAGAUUAUAGACUGGCUGAGGAUGGUACCACUUAAAAACCAUGAAGAUGGCUUUGGACCACAAUUCAUAUGAACAGUUAUGCUAUGAUGGCUUAGGACUACAAUUGCUAGGAUAGCUUUAGAACUGCAAUUGCCACGAACAGUUUUGCACUCAGGUCUGUUGCACUCAGGUUUGUUGAACAGUGGAUAAGUUCAACAAACAGACUUAAUGUGAAAACUGUAAUGAAUUGUCCUGGUUACACAAUUGCACUAUUUGUCCAUGUAGUACGCAGUUAUAGAAGGGAUGUAUUUAAAAUCUGUUGUCACCCAGAUGAGGAUGGGUUCCCUUUUGAGUCUGGUUCCUAUCAAGGUUUCUUCCUUGUAUCGUCUCAGGGAAUUUUUCCUUGCCACCGUUGCCUCUGGCUUGCUUAUUCGGGAUAAAUUAAUGCAUUUAAAACUUAUAUCUUGACUGUAUUUAAUUCUGUAAAGCUGCUUUGUGACAAUGUCCGUUCGUAUGCGCCAUAGAAACGAAAUUGAAUUGAAUUUAAUAUAUGUUUUAUCCACUCUUAGAACAAAAAGGCUUAAAAAGCACGUUUUUGUUAAGUUUGGUGUUUUUCUGUUUAACCUAUUGUCUGCAUACCCUUGGCGUGUAGUGUAUGCUUUAAAAUACAAAAGGAAACGCCCUCCUUCGGGUCGGUGACCUCUGACGUCAUCAGUCACGUGCUAGUGUUAACUCGAUACAUACUUCAACACGCUGUACUGAUGCACUUCGUUUUUCCGUAGUGAGAACUAUCUCUGAUACCACGUUUUCAUACGGCACAGCGUGUUAAUUCCAGACAGUAAUUAUCGCGUGUUUGACGGUGGACAUGGCUGAACCCGAGGGAUGUCCACCCAGCAACUCAGGCUGGCCGACUCAGGAAGCACCGCUGAGACCGCCGAAUGUACAGCAGACUCCUCAGCAACAACCGCACAAAUUUCAGGCAUUAAGAGACUGGAACUGGUUUCAGUCUGCGCCGACAAGUCCGUGGGGUCUCAACCCCAUGUGUCCUAUUAAUAGCUACGGUGGUCCAGCUUAUGUACAACACCACUAUCCUGGUUAUCAUCUUCAUGAAUAUCAGUAUGGGAGGCAAGACCAUAGCCAAAAACAGUGGAGAAACAAACAGAAAAAACAGAAAGAACCAGAAUUCAGUCAUUUCUGUGAUACUUGUGAUAGAGGUUUCAAAAACCAUGACAAAUACAAUGAACAUAUUACCCAACAUGUAAAGUGUUCUUUUGACGAUUGCAAAUACACUGCACAUGAGAAGCUUGUCAAAAUCCACUGGAAAAAUAGUCAUGCCCCAGGAGCAAAGCGAAUCAAGUUGGACACUCCAGAGGAAAUUGCAAAAUGGAGAGAGGAAAGGAGAAGGAACUACCCAACACAAAGCAAUGUAGAGAAGAAAAUUAAAUUAAUGGAGGUCAGAGAAAAGAGAGGAGAUGUGCUGGAAACUUCUCAGUUUGGCCGUUUUAAGAGUCAUGGCCGAGUGCAUGGUGGGCACUAUCAUGCAGAAGGUUUCCAGACUCACAGAGGGCAUGCAUAUGGUGGCCAUCAAUACUUCCAUCCAGGUAGUGAAAAGGUGGAGCAGGUAUCACCUCUCACAUGCCUUCCCCAUGAUGUAGAUCCUCUAGGAGCCCUGGCCACCAGUGAUCCAGAUUCUGAGAAAGAGGAGUCAGCAAAGGAGAUGAAGGCUGACAUUUCCGUGGCCCCCAAAAAUAUGACCUCCGCUCUAGGAUCACUGAUGUGCAGCUAUGGAGAAGAUAUGACCGAAAGCGAAAGUGACAAAGAACCAGAAGAUGCCCCAAUCCUGAAAAGUGCUCUGGCUUUAGAGGAGAACAAGGUUUUGGUUGCAGCUCAUUCUAACCCAAACCAGAACAGUGCACCAAUGCCUGAGAGGAGGCCAACAACUGAGGAAUUAGAGAUCAGCCAUCAAGUACCACAUCCUCAUUCAGAGUCACAUCCUCUGAGGAGAGGAGGGAGUCGUGGAGGUAGACGAAGGGGAAGGCGACAUAAUGAACCUAGGAGUGGACCACAGAAAUGUCGUCCUACUUUACUAGAGAUGUUGUUGGCUGCAGAUAUUCGCCAUGAAAGGAAUGUGGUGCUUCAGUGCGUUCGCUAUAUAAUCCAUAAGGAAUUCUUUGGUCUAGCUUGUAAAGACUCCAACCUGGUGAUGUCUGAUGUUGCUUCAGUAACUGAAUGGUUCUGUGUCAGGAAAUGAUGUUGGUGAAAGUGACAUAACAACAUAAUUAUCUACGAAAUGGAGCAUUCAGUUGUGAUGAAGGGUUGCCUGGUCAUCCAGUCUCAGGAAGAGAAUACUUCCUUUGUGUCACAGGAUAUACUGUUCAUUAAAAGACAUAAAGGAAAUGGAUUUAUUCUGCUGGUCUCUGUCAAGACAUAGCUGACCCCCAAGGUGUGUUUAAACAAAAGCUCACUGCACUAGUAAGCUUUUUUUUUUCAGUGUGGAGCACAAACAUUCAGCCAAGGUCACUUCUGCUGAUAUUUGCUUAGUUUAGUAGCUGGUGAUUGUUCCAUGGGGGUACCACAGGAUGGAGAUGUGCCGAGGCAACCCUUAAAGCUAGUAAAUCAUUAUCACUCAGAAUAUACCUCAGCUACUUUUUACCAGAGGCCAUCAGGCUUUAUCUGAUUUUGUCACUUGAUAACAGAUCGAAUUAUUGUUAGGAGUCACUAUGAGUCCCAUGAAUCUUUUUAAGUGAAUGAUCACACCAAGAAUGUUGACUACAGCAGAAUGGAGAACUUAGCUUACAAACGAGGAGUAUGACAAUGUUAGCUCGGAGAUUUCUGUGGUUACCAGUGCCAUACUGUUUAAUUUUAAGUGACAAAUCAAACAUCUCAGAAUGAAGACCAAGACAGUUUGAGUAUAUUAGUGUUUUGUUUAACCUACAUUUAACAGUGAUUAAUGAUUUCUGUGUUUGAUUAAAACAUGUUUAUCCAUGUGAAUAUGAAUUAUUAUAAUUUUCUAACAGUUUAUUUAGUGGACAUAAACAAAUACUACAGGGUUAGAACAGCAUGUUGAAGGAUUUGACUGAAUUUUGUAUCACUACUUGUACACACAUAUUGCACACAGUUGACUACUUUAAUAAGUCUAAUUUUACAUCUGGUUAACAUGUCUAUCAAGUUGUGUAACUGUAAUGCAUUUAUUCAGGUAAAUAUUAUUACUUCCUUGUUGCAGUAAAAUUUUUCUCAACAAUGAA